Molecule: messenger RNA, 3441 nt
Organism: Blastomyces gilchristii SLH14081
Lineage: Eukaryota; Fungi; Ascomycota; Eurotiomycetes; Onygenales; Ajellomycetaceae
Product: peroxisomal hydratase-dehydrogenase-epimerase
Exons: 6
Coding region: 295-3000 (901 amino acids)
Molecular function (GO): oxidoreductase activity
Source: RefSeq, a predicted model, not a curated record
ACACCCUCCCGACCCCCGCUUCGAUACCGGACCAAUAAGUUGUUGCUGUCCGGCGGCCCAAGCAGCUUCCCGGAUGGUAUGCCGAGGUCCAUUGGCACCCGAAUCGAGCUUUCGUCGUCUGGGAUAUCUUCAACUUCCCGCAUCUUCCAACUUCUCCUCCUUUCUCUCUCCUCUCCUUUUUAACUUCACCUCCUCCCUGGCUUAUGAGCAUUCAAUUUUACUCCUAUCUCCAUAUAAUCUAGCCAGCCAAGUUACGUCCCAUUUCCAUUCGUUCUCCCAUACCUUGUACACAACAUGUCGGAACUUCGAUUCGAUAACCAGACAGUUGUUGUCACCGGUGCUGGUGGCGGCCUAGGAAAAGCAUAUGCUCUUUUCUUCGGUAAACGCGGUGCCAAUGUCGUCGUCAAUGAUUUGGGAGGAUCACACCGGGGUGAGGGCGCUUCGUCUAAGGCCGCCGAUGUCGUUGUAGACGAGAUUAAAGCUGCUGGCGGUAAAGCCGUAGCUAACUAUGACAGUGUUGAGUUUGGAGACAGAAUCAUCGACACCGCCGUCAAAGCCUUCGGCCGCAUUGAUAUCUUGAUUAAUAAUGCUGGCAUUCUACGGGAUAUCAGCUUUAAGAAUAUGAAAGAUGUCGACUGGGAUUUAAUCAACAUGGUCCACGUCUAUGGUUCUUACAAGUGCGCAAGAGCUGCCUGGCCACACUUCCGGAAACAGAAGUUCGGACGAGUGAUUAACACUGCGUCAUCUGCUGGUCUAUUCGGAAAUUUCGGACAAACCAACUACUCGGCUGCCAAGCUGGCCAUGGUUGGCUUUACCGAGACAUUGGCGAAGGAGGGUGCGAAAUAUAACAUUUUGGCCAACGUUAUUGCGCCAAUUGCUGCCAGCCGUAUGACUGAGACAGUCAUGCCUCCAGAUGUGUUGGAGCACCUUAAACCCGAGUGGAUUGUGCCCCUGGUCGCCGUUCUUGUCCACUCCUCCAAUACCUCCGAAUCUGGAAGCAUUUUUGAGGCUGGCGCUGGCCACGUAGCUAAGUUGCGAUGGGAGCGUGCAAAGGGUGCGUUGUUGAAGACAGAUGCCUCUCUCACGCCCCAGGCUCUUCUUGCCAAGUGGAAUGAUAUCACGGAUUUCUCGGAGCCAAGCUAUCCUACUGGCCCUGCGGACUUCUUAGGGCUCUUGGAACAAGCACAGAAUGUACCCAGCGCCCCCGCCGGUGAGAACCUGGAUUUCACUGGCAAAGUUGCUCUCAUUACUGGUGCUGGAGCUGGUUUAGGUAGAGCCUAUGCUCUGCUCUUUGCUAAGCUUGGAGCUUCUGUCGUUGUCAACGACGUCGCUGACCCAUACACCGUUGUUGAGGAGAUCAAGAAGCUCGGAGGCAAGGCUGUUGCCUCCAAGGCAUCUGUUGAAGACGGAGAGGCUGUUGUAAAGCCUGCGAUUGACGCCUUUGGCCGCAUCGAUAUCCUGGUCAACAAUGCUGGCAUUCUCCGCGACAAAGCAUUCACAAACAUGGAUGACAAUCUGUGGAACACUAUCAUGAAUGUCCACCUUAGAGGCACCUACAAGGUCACCAAGGCUGCAUGGCCUUAUUUCUUGAAACAGAAGUAUGGCCGUAUUGUUAACACCUCCAGCACCAGCGGUAUCUAUGGUAACUUUGGACAGGCUAACUAUGCUGCUGCUAAACUCGGCAUCCUAGGAUUCUCUCGUGCUUUGGCCCUUGAGGGUGCCAAGUACAACAUCUACGUCAACACCAUUGCCCCAAAUGCUGGUACCGGAAUGACCCGGUCCGUCCUGCCAGAAGAGCUCGUUCAGGCCUUCAAACCCGAUUAUGUGGCGCCAAUGGUCGUUCUACUCUGCUCUGACAAGACGCCCGAGCCGACCAAGGGCUUGUACGAAUGUGGAAGUGGUUGGUUUGCCAAAACCAGAUGGCAACGCAGCGGUGGGCAUGGAUUCCCUGUCGAUGUCCAACUCACCCCUGAAGCCGUUGUUUCCCAAUGGAGCAGGAUUAUCACAUUCGAUGAGCGUUCCGAUCAUCCCGAAGACGGCCAGGCGGGCAUGAAGAGCAUCAUGGCUAACAUGAGCAAUGUCAGCGGUGGGAAAAGUGAGGAAUCCAAGGGCGACCGGCAGAUCUUGAAGGCCAUCGAGGCCGCUAAGAACACUAAGGCCCAGGGAACUCCCUUCGACUACGCUGACAAGGAUGUCAUCCUUUACAACAUCUCUCUUGGUGCGAAGCGAACUGACCUGCCGCUCGUCUACGAAAACAGCUCGGAUUUCCAGGCCCUUCCUACUUUCGGCGUGGUCCCCUGGUUCACCACUACCACCCCUUGGGACGUCGCUGAUAUCGUCUCCAACUACUCACCCAUGAUGCUCCUACACGGUGAGCAGUAUCUCGAGAUCCGCAAAUUCCCCAUUCCCACCGCCGCCAAGACCAUCAACGUCCCCAGCCUUAUCGAUGUGGUUGACAAGGGCAACGCCGCGCUCGUCGUCACGGGCUUCACCACCAAGGAUGCACGAACUGGCGAAGAUCUCUUUUACAAUGAGUCGACCAUGUUCAUCCGCGGAAGCGGCGGCUUUGGCGGAUCGCCCAAGCCCACCGCCCGUCGCGCAAAGGCUGCCACGGCCGCCUACAAGCCACCGCAGCGCAAGCCCGACGCCGUCAUCGAGGAGAAGACCUCCGAAGACCAAGCCGCCCUCUACCGUCUGAAUGGCGACUACAACCCACUCCACAUUGACCCAGACUUUUCUAAAGUCGGCGGUUUCAAGGACCCCAUCCUGCACGGCCUCUGCUCCUUCGGCAUCUCUGGCAAGCACGUGUUCAAGACGUUCGGUGCCUUCAAGAGCAUCAAGGUCCGAUUUGCCGGUGUUGUGAUCCCGGGUCAGACUCUGAGGACCGAAAUGUGGAAGGAGAACGGCACCGUUGUGUUCCAGACUACUGUUGUGGAGACCGGAAAGCCUGCUAUUGCUGGGGCUGGUGUCGAGCUUCUCUCGACUGGCGCGAAGCUGUAAAUGCGGGAUGCGUGGAAAAGCGAAGAUGAGUUUUUAGGCAAUGAAAAGCUCUUUUAUCUUUUCUUUUAGCUGCUCAAGUCCUGCAGUUUCCUUCUUUUCUAUCAUAUAGGACUGUAGUUUUCUUAUUUUCUUUUUCUAUUUUGUGUAUAUAGGUAAGGCUUAGCUCUGGUAUUCCGGUUGUCUUCGUGUUGAUUUUUUUCCCAUAUUGUGACGUGACAUGUACGGAUACACAUGAUUUCAUUCUCGGCUCGAAUUCUACAAUAUCAUACUGGCUCUUAACCAGAUUAAUUCCUAGAUGUCCCCUGGUCCAACUUGUUAACCUCAAGAGAAUCGUAAGAGAUACCUUUUCUUUCCUGGACAUCCCGCAUUCUGAGAGUGUUCUAGACCCUUGUUGGCUUCGCCGAGCCGUAGAUCCUUACGUAGAUAAAAAAAAAGAAAAAA